Molecule: messenger RNA, 8625 nt
Organism: Paramecium primaurelia
Lineage: Eukaryota; Ciliophora; Oligohymenophorea; Peniculida; Parameciidae
Source: the annotation of a GenBank genome assembly
AUGCCAAGCCUAUUGAAUAAAUUAGCAUUUACACUACGUGGAGGUGGUUGUGGUUGUGGAUCUAACAAAACGAUUCCCAACACAGAUAUCGUCAUAAUGUCUGAUAUUUAAGACAUAGAAAAUUUCAUUACAAGAUUUGAUUCUUUUGUCUAAACUAUAUACACUAAAGCAGCUGUUGCUGCUAAUUAAUUAGAAGCUUAAGAAAUAAUGAUAGCCAUCUAAUGGUUUAUGUUUUAAGAGGAAAACAUUUACAAGCUCAUCAAGAAUGCUUAAAAGGUCAUGAAAUCAUACAACUUAAUUAUAGAUGGAAUCCUAAAAUUAUUGAAAAGUUGUUUGAUUUACGUCAGAACGGAUUAAUUUAAAUGCUUAUUCAUCUUAAGGACUACAGCUUCUCUAUCUAAAGUGAUAUUUAGCUUCCAUAUAAGAAAGGAUUAGAGAUUUAUGAACUGUGACACAUAAAAGCAAUUUGUGGAUAUUUGUGAUGAAUUAAGAUAAUAAAUUGAAAUAGAGAAAAAUGAUUUAAUUCAAAAUUAAUUGGAACUUUACCUUUUCCUAACAAAAACUUCUUUUCAGAUGGCCCCAAAUGAUGGUAAAGAUAGAGAUGAUAUCGUAAACGGUUGUUUAGAUGGUAUCUUUAACUCAAUAUUUGAUAUGAAACCUAAUACUGAAUUGUUUAUGUAAUUGUAUAAAGGAGCAUGCCUACUUUACAAUAAGUAUACAAUUUAAAAAAAUAGAAAAUAAUAUGAAGUUUAUUUUUAAAUUGAUAUGUUGCAAUGGGAGAUCAUAAAUAAUUUUAAAAAUGACAGCUAACAGAAUUUGGAAGAAAUAAUUAUACAAAUUGAGAAUACACAUGAAAAACUUGUGAAAAAUUCAAUUAAUUGGAAAAAUCAUUUUUUGUGGAUCUAAAUGAUUGGAAAAAUUUUAAUAUAUAAUCCUCUGAUAACCAAUAAAAAAUUAAAGCUGACUAGCUCUUUCAAUCUUGAAACCAAAUGGAAGGAAUAUCUGAACAAAGGGUUUCUGAUUUAAAUAAAUCAUAGCAAUGACUAAGCUGUAAUUUUACUUAAUGAAUUUAAUAAUAAAGAAUUAACAUAAAUUGAUAAAUUAAUAUUAGAGGACACUUUCAAAGAAUGGGAAAACUUCAUGUUGCUAAAAGACUUCUUAAUGAAUGAAAAAAAAGAUAAUAUCUAUUUCACAUUUGGUGCUUAUUUAAAUUUACAAUUAGAAAGUAUAGGAAACUAAGAAAAUGAAUAUAUUUAAACAGUUUGCAAAAUUUAAUAAUUUUUUGAUUUCAUCAUCUCUAAUAAACUACUAGCUUUAAUUCAAAAAAAUGAUGAGAUAUUGGGAGUCAUUGUUAAAAAUUAUAAAUAUUUUAUACAAAAAAAUUAGCAUUAUAAUUUCACAAUAGAAUAAGCCACUUAUAAUUAAUAAUUAAAAAAAAUAAUUCUCAAUUUUAAAGAAUAUUUCCAAAACACUCUAAAAAUCAUUAAAAUUAUUAGGCUUAGUUUAAGGAAAUAAGAUUUUUAGAUGGAAAAACAUGAAUAGGAAAAGAUUAAUGAAUUCAAAAUUUUUUAAUAACUUCGAUAUAUUAUGAGACUAUUAGAAUCAAUAUUGUCAAAAACAAUUAAAGAUAUUAAUGAUUAAAGAAAUGAAUCAGAUGAAAGCGGAUUGUUUUAGUAAGAGAUAGAGUUGAUAAAGGAGGAAUUAUAAAAUUUAAAGCUAGCAGAUAAAUAAUUUUCUUUUGCCAAUAAGUUUAAGUAAAGGUUACUUGCCUUCCCUAAUGCAACUCUAAACAAAUAAAACAAAUAAAGUUUUUUGAAAGAAGCUUAAUACAUGUUAAAACUUAUUGAGCAAACUGAAAAAUAAGUCUCAGAAUAAGAAACUUCGUUACUUAAAAAGGAUAAAUUAAUUCAAUAUUUUUAAAGCUUAUUGAAUAACCUAAAUGUUUAUUAUGAAAAACAGAUCUAAGAACUUCAAAACUACUAUAAUGAAUUACUUUUAAGUUUUAAGACAGUUAUUAUGUUACAAUAUGAAAUAGAAUCUGUUUCUUUACCUGAAAAAUUAAUAGAAAUUAAAUAACAAUAUUUUUGUAAGCCUUCAUAUUAAUUUAUACAAAAAUAAAGAUUGAACAUUUUAAAGCUGAAAUAACAAUUAAUUGCUUACAAAGAAUGUUUUUUACAAAUAUUAAAAAUACCAUUCGAAGAAUUUUAAUAGUUACAAAAGUUUAUAAAUUUGGAUAAGUUUCUUCUUGAUGUAGUCAAGAAGUAUCUUAAACAAAUGAUUUGUUGUGACAGUUCAUUUUAUUAAUAGACUAUUGCUGAAGUAAGUGACUUAUAAAUUACUGAACAACACUAUUAAAAUAAUUUAAUACAAUAAAAAGGAAUUUUAGAUUAUCUUAUAUUUAAAUUAACUCUAGUAGAACAAAUGAUUGACAUGGAAAGAAUAGAUUUAGAAUUAAUAGAAAAGGAAUUUGGAGAAUUAUUUAUAGAAGAAUCUGAUCUCUUAACUCUUACUAAUAGAAUUAUCAAAAUUAUAAAUGACUUUUCAAUAGACUUUUCAUUAAAAAUUAUCAAUAACAAAAAUCUUAAUCAAAAUUAAUUGAAUAUCGAGAGAGAAAAGUAUGAGGUUUUAUUGUCAUAAUUAAUAAAAAUUAACUAAUAAGACAAUUGCCAAGAGGUAGAAUUUCUUAAAUUGCUAAUAAGUCAGAUUUAAAUCCUUGUUCAAUUAUUGAAAGCUUCCAUUAAUCAAGAUCUAACAAUUUUUCAUAAGCCAAUCAUUAAAAGAGUAAAUGAUUUAAAAGAAAAAUUUGAUGAAUUUAAAACAAAAUAUGAUGAUAAGAAUAAGAGAGAUGAUAAGAAUACUGGGUAACUCCAAUAAUUAAAUAAUCAAAUAAAUGGGCAACAAAAAAUAAAAAUAAAUUUAUCAAUCGUUAUUAGUAUUCUAUAAUCAUUAUUAAUAAAAAUCAGACAAGAGAAGCAAAGGUUGGCCUAAUUCCUUGAAAAUGUUAAAAAUUUUACAAAAAGCCUUGAUGUUAUAAAGGAGUGUUAUGAGGAAAUGUAUUAAAGUUUUUCAAGUGGUUUUGAAACAUUUAUAAGCUACUUUAAGAAAAAGCAAUUCACAACUGCUAAUUUAUAAUAAUAGGACUCAGAAUCAAUUAAAGAAUAUUUUUCACGAAUUUAGGUCAUAUUGUAAGGCGAAAAUUAAAGAGAAAAAAACUAUAGUUAAUCAACAAAUUUAGUUGAUUUUCUCUAUAAGUUAAUGGCUGAAACAACAGAAAAGUUAAUAACGUCUAGGUGGGAAUUCUAUGAAAUUUAAUUUGAUCAAGAUUAUAUCGUUCAUUUAACUAAAAAAAUAUACCUACAAUAAACCAGUGAGGAAUAUGAAGUCCAAUCAAAUCAAUAGAAUUAAUUCUCUAUAAUCGAUUAAUAAUAAAAAGAUGAAUGGAAAAUUAAAUAGGGUUUAGUUUUAACGAUAAUUUAGGUUUCAUUGAACAGCUUCACAGAAAAAAUUACUCGAUUUUGUUAAAAAGCUCUAAUUUAAUUAUGGGUUUCAGAAAAAGAUUAAAGAGUUAGAAAUUUACUAAAAAAUUAAAACUUAAUGAGGUUAUAGAUGUAAAUUUUGUAGAAAGAUUGGUAGACUUAACAAGAUAGAAUUGCAGGAGAAAUGUAAAAAAUGUUGAAGAGGAUUGAUGAAUUGUAAGAAUCAAUUUCUCAUGAGGCAAAUCUAAAAAAAAGAGAGCUCUAAUUGAGAGAAAUGGAUGAUAUAACUGAGCAAUUAGAUGAAUAUAUAUAAAACAUCAGUGAAAUGGGAUAAUAACUAAAAUUAAUAACAGACUUCGUUAACAAUAUCAGAAAAGGCUUGAUAAGAGUUGAAGGAAAAAUAGAUUAGAUGAAGAAACAACUAAAUAGUAUGGGUAAUGACAUUAAAUUUCUAAGAGGUAAAUCAGUUGAAGAACUUUUUGAAAUUAGAAAAUCGAAAGUAUUAAAAGAAGCAGCCAAUAAAAAUCUUAAGUCUAUAUAUGUGCCAGUAUAAACUUUGGAGAUAUUUCAUAAAUCAGAGAAGCCUGAAAAGAAACGUGAAUUUAACAACAAAGAAGUAGAUGAUUAAAGACAUAAAGAAGAAGAUGAUAAAGGAUAGGAAAAAACAGACGAUAUAAGAAAUGAUGAUUAAGGAAAUAAAGAAAUAGAUAAUUAAGGGCAUGAUGAAAUGAUUCAAAAUGCAGAGAAAGGAAAAAAUAAUGAAGUAAAUUCAAGUAUAUUGAUGAAUUUUGACAAUUUAUAUGAUAAAAAAGGAGAAGUGAAUGAGUUUUUAUUAGAUGGUAAAGAAACAGUAUUAUUAAUUCACGGGGUAGCCGGAUCAGGCAAAAGUACUGCAGCUAAGAAAAUAGAAGAAUUUAUUUGGAAAUUACAUGACAAUUAUGAAAAAAUAGGUAAUCAAAUCAUAAUACCUAUUUAUAUUUCAUUACCCUCUUUAAAAAAUCCUGUGUUUUAAGCAGUGGAGGAGGCUCUCCAUUAAGAUGAGUAUGGUUUUGAUGAGCUUUAAUUGAAAGAAUGUAAAGAGAUGUUAGAAAAGAAAGAAUUCCGAUUUUUAUUGAUAAUGGACAGUUAUGAUGAGAUGAAGUUGGAGAAUAUUUAGAAAAACUUAUAUAUUAAUAAUAAACUUAAACAGAUUUGGUCAAACCCACUUGUUAUUUUUACUACAAGAAAUGAAAUUUUUACAAGUAGUAAUUAUGUUAAAUGGUUUGAACCUGAAGAAAACGAUAACUUAAAAGAAAUCAUGCUUCAAAAAUUUGAUUCAACAUAAAUGAAACAAUAUCUUGAAAAAUUUACUAUUUAAAGUGUUAAAUUGUUGAUUUUUGAAAUAUAUGAAUGGUAAACACAAAUUUAAAAUAAAGGAGGUGUAGAAAUUAAUAAGCUUGAAAUUUUUUGGGAACAAUUAUAGUAAUAAUUUCUGAAAAUAAAAGAAUCAGAUUUAAAUAGAGAAACUCUAUUGAAUUAAAAACAAAUAAACCUAAUUUUAUCGUUUUUGAAGAAUAGUGAGUAUAUAGCCUUAAAAAAUCAAGAUGCUUUAAGAAGUCUGUCUAUAAAUUUAAAAAAAUUAUGGAGUGUUCAAAAGUAUGAAAAAAUAAUGAGGUAGAUCAAUUUAAAUAAUUUGGCAACUCCCUAUAUGAUGGAAAUAGUAGUUUAAGUGUUGCCCGAAAUGAUAGUUAAAGCUACCGAAAUAACUAAUAUGAAAAAAAACUUUACAAAUAAUUUCCCGGAUAAGCUUAAAGAGCUCUACAAAAGUAAAUGUUUGAUUCAAAUGUAUCAAUGCUUAUAGAAAAAACUAGUAACAUCAAACAAUGGAGGUGAAAACUCUUAGAAAAUUAAUUUAUAUUAAACAUAAGUAGAUACUUCAAACUAUUUGGAAAAACUAAAAUAUUAAGAAAUUGCUUUAAAAGUUUGGGAUAAAAUAGAGGAAAAUUCAAUUCUUAAUUAGUUGUUGAUUUCUGAACAAAAUGAAGAAUUAAAAAUCAAACUAUAGAAGAUAUUUAAAGAAAACCUUGUGUUAUUAUAAAAAUAAAUAUAUGAAUUUGUCGUUCCAAAUGAUAUAAUUGAGAUAGCUAUCGAAUCAUUCAAGGAAUUAAAUCUUACAAGUUAUGAUUUUUAUAGGGAGUUUAUAAAUUAAUAUCAUAUGAAGUAAAUAGAAAAGCAAAGAAAGUUAGGAAAAUCUAUAAUAGUUGAUCGUUUUCUACAUGAUUUAAAAACAUAUUCAACUAACCUUGCAAGAACAAUGAGCAUGAAAGAAAUGACUUAAGUUUAUUAUCAAUAAUAAGGACUAUUGUAUAAAGAAGAAAAAGAAAACGAAAUGUGGCUAAAGGAAUUUUUUGAUGAUGAUGAUUAAUAUGGAUGUUAUAAAAAAGAUAUAAGAAGUUGCUCAUUUGUGUCAUAGAAAGGUACAAACUUUUCAUUUGUGCAUAAAUCUAUUUAAGAAUUCUUAGUUGCAGCUGAUUGUUAUGAAGUCUUUGAGUAAUCAUAAGAUCUCGAUCUUGAUAUCUUGAAAAAUAUAAUAAAAAUUUUGUAAAAUCAAAAUGAUACCAAUUAGAAUUUUUUAGGCUUUAUAAAGUGUAUUGGUGAAUAACAUUUUAAUAAUUUUUCAGUUUAGUUUCAAGAUGAAAGACCAAAUAUAUUAGAGAACUUAUAAAAUACAACAAAUUCAAUCACUCUUUUGGUAGAAAGCAUAAGGAAGAAUGAUUUUAACAAAAGGGAUUAUUCAACCGAGAUUUAUGCAGAAACUAGAUAAUACCUUAUUGAAAAAAUAUCUAGAAACUAAAAGAUUAUUGAGUUUUUGAAAUUUAUGGUUCUUCUAACAAAGUUAGAUGAUGGUUUGAUAAUAAGUGGAUCUAAUUCUCUUAAUAUUUUGGUUUAAAUGAAAGUGGAUCUAACAAACUAAAAUUUUGAAAAAAUAAUAAUACGAAAUUCUUCAAUAUUUGGAGGUAAUUUUGCAAAAUGCAAUUUAUCAAGAUCUGAAUUUUACAAUGUGAAUAUUACAGGAAUAAAUUUAAAUGGAGCUCAAUUAUUUGAAUGCAAAUGGAAAAAUUUAGUAUAUAAAGAUAUAGAAUAAUUAGAUGGUCUUAGUAGUAGUGUGAAUUCAGUUUGUUAUUGUGAUGAUAAUACAAUAGCAUCUGGUAGUGGUGAUAACUCGAUUCGUUUAUGGGAUAUUAACACAGGAGAGCAAAAAGCUAAAUUAAAUGGUCAUUCUGGAAUUAUCACUUCAGUCUGUUACUCCCAUUUUGGAAAUUAAUUAGCUUCUUGUAGUUAUGAUUAGUCUAUCUGUCUUUGGGAUGUAAAAACAGGAAAAUAAAUAGCAAAAUUGUACGGUCAUAAUGACAGAAUUUGGUCAGUUUGUUUCUCUCCUGAUGGAAAUACAUUAGCUUCAGGUAGUGCUGAUUACUCUAUCAGUCUAUGGGAUGUCAAAACAGGAUAAUAAAAAGCCAAAUUAGAUGGUCAUACUAGUACUGUCUUGUCAGUCUGUUUCUCUCCUGAUGGAAAUACAUUCGUUUCUGGUAGUGGUGAUAAGUCUAUCCGUCUAUGGGAUGUCAAAACACGAUAAUAAAAGGCCAAAUUAAAUGGUCAUGGUGAUUAUGUUAGAUCAGUCUGUUUCUCUCCUGAUGGAAAUACAUUAGCUUCAGGUAGUGCUGAUUACUCUAUCCGUCUAUGGGAUGUCAAAACAGGAUAAUAAAAAGCCAAAUUAGAAGGUCAUACUAAAUCUCUUUAAUCAGUCUGUUUCUCUCCUGAUGGCAAUACUUUAGCUUCUGCCAGUGAUGAUAAGUCCAUCUGUCUAUGGGAUGCCAAAACAGGAUAAUAAAAAGCCAAAUUGGAUGGUCAUACUAAUUGGGUCUAGUCAAUCUGUUUUUCUAUAGAUGGAAAUACAUUAACAUCUGGUAGUGGUGAUUAGUCUAUCCGUUUAUGGGAUGUAAAAACAGGAUAAUAAAAGGCCAAAUUGGAUGGUCAUACUAAUAAUAUCAACUCAGUAAGUUUCUAUCCUGAUGGAUAUACAUUAGCUUGUGGUAGUAAUGAUAUGUCGAUCCGUCUUUGGGAUGUCAAAACAGGUUAAUUAAAAGCAAAAUUGAAUGGUCAUACUAGCAUUAUCAACUCAGUCUGUUUCUCUCCUGAUGGUAGUAUAUUAGCUUCUGGUAGUGGUGAUUAGUCUAUCUGUCUAUGGGAUGUAAAAACAGGAUAAUUAAAAACUUAAUUGAAUGGUCAUAGCUAUUAUGUGAGAUCAGUCUGUUUUUCUCCUGAUGGGAAUACAUUAGCUUCUGGUGGUGGUGAUAAGUCUAUCUUUCUUUGGGAUGUCAAAACAGGCUAAUUAAAAGCAAAAUUGAAGGGCCAUACUAGCAUUGUCCACUCAGUCUGUUUCUCUCCUGAUGGUAGUAUAUUAGCUUCUGGUAGUGGUGAUUAGUCUAUUCUUCUAUGGGAUGUAACAACAGGUAAUAAAAAAGCUUAAUUGAAUGGUCAUAGCGAUUUUGUGAGAUCAGUCUGUUUUUCUCCUGAUGGAAAUACAUUAGCUUCUGGUGGUGGUGAUAAGUCUAUCUGUCUAUGGGAUGUCGAAACAGGAUAAUAAAAAGCCAAAUUAGAUGGUCAUACUAAAUCUCUUUAAUCAGUCUGUUUCUGCCCUGAUGGAAAUAUAUUAGCUUCUGGUAGUGAUGAUAAGUCUAUCUUUCUCUGGGAUGCCAAAACAGGAUAAUAAAAAGCCAAAUUAGAUGGUCAUGAUGAUUCUGUCAACUCUGUCUGUUUCUCCCCUGAUGGAAAUACAUUAGCUACUGGUAGUAAUGAUCACUCUAUCCGUUUCUGGGAUGUUAACAAUAAAUAAAAUAUUUUCUCUGCUGACAAAACUUAUAAAGAUCUACUUGAUUAAUUUAAAGCUCAACUAAUUUAGAACAAUACCAUAUCGCGUAUAUAUUUUAUUCUUAUUUUUUUAGUAUCCAACCCUAUCACAAUUCUCCGAAUUUCACAAAUACCAUUAUUUUAAGCAUAAGGAGCAUACAUUUUCAAAGGAGAUUUUGAAAAUUAUGAUGGAGAUUUAACAUCAUUAUUAAAAUCAAAAGGAAGUUACUUUUUAAAAGACUUAGAGUAAAAGAUAGUUUGA